GUUUUCCCACAAUUUUCGCACGGUAAACAAAUUGUUAAUUGGUGAGAAAAAGGGGCACAAAUCAGCGCGCCAAAGAUCAAUUGGCGACUGGCGCUGGUGGUGUUGCCAGUUUGCAGUUCUUCGGGCUGAAGUGGUUUUCCUGCUCAUCGUUUCGGUGGAGAGUUCCGGGUGGCCGAGAAAGAUGUCGGUCGUCAUCGAGACCACUAUCGGUGAUAUCACCGUGGAUCUGUUCCUGAAGGAGCGUCCGCAGGCGUCGCUGAACUUCCUGAAGUUGUGCAAAAUGAAGUACUACAAUUACAGCCUGUUCCACACGAUCCAGCCCAAUUUCAUCGCCCAAACCGGUGACCCCACCGGCAGCGGGGACGGGGGCACUUCCGUGUGGGGGCUUACCGAUGGCGCCCACAAGCGCUACUUCACCGGCGAGAGCGUGCCCAAGAUCAAACAUUCCGAACCGGGACUAUUGUCGAUGGUGAGCGCCGGUGAGCAUUUGAUCGGAUCGCAAUUUUUCUUCACGCUCGGUGGCGACCUCACGUCCCUAGACGGACAGCACAUCGUUAUCGGCGAGGUGAUGGAAGGGCACGAAGUACUGCGUAAGCUGAACGAAGCCAUUUGCGACGACCGGCAUCGGCCGUACAAGGAUGUGCGCAUAACGCACACGGUCGUGCUGGAUGAUCCGUUCGAUGAUCCGAGUGGUUUCCGGGAACCGAGCCGCUCGCCGUCGCCUUCCGCGGAGCGGUUGCAGGGCGGUCGGAUUGCGGCCGACGAAGAGAUUGACGACCUGGACGGCAAAACGGAGCAAGAGAUUGCGGAGCUGAUCGCCGAUCGAGAGGCGAAGGCACGGGCAACGAUCCUGGAGAUCGUGGGUGACAUUCCGGACGCUGACAUUGCCCCGCCCGAAAAUGUGCUCUUCGUGUGCAAGCUGAACCCAGUGACGACGGAUGACGAUUUGCAGAUUAUUUUCGGCCGCUUCGGAAAGAUCGUUGGAUGCGAAGUGAUUCGCGACAAGACGACGGGCGAUUCGUUGCAGUACGCGUUCAUCGAGUUCGAGGAUCAAAAGUCUUGCGAGAUUGCGUACUUCAAGAUGGACAACGUGCUCAUCGACGAUCGGCGUAUACACGUGGACUUUUCGCAGUCAGUUUCCAAAGUCAAGUGGCGUGGCAAGGGCCGUGGCAUCGAGUUUUCCGACGGAGCCGACAGGCGGUCAUUCAAAGACCACGACCGUUCCAAGCAGUCACACAGCAACAACGGUGGCAAGCGCCAUGUUUCUCCGAAGCCGCAGCGAACUGAAUCUCCAAGACGUUCGCGCCAUACUCGAUCGAAAUCACAGUCCGAUUCCAGAUCACAAUCGCGGUCACGUUCACGUUCACGGUCGCGUACUCGCUCGCGAUCACGAUCCGCGAAGCGUUCUCAGCGGAAGCAGCGUAGCCGGACUCCGUUGCGCACCAGGGACCGGUCACCGGUACGCAGCCGUGAUUGGGAUCGCAACCGGGAGCGAAAGCGUAACGAGUCGCCCCGACGGCUUGCGUCGAACAGUCGGAGCCGGAAGGCUAAUUUGACGAACCGGAACUCUGCCUACUUGGAGCAACGGAAUGGGCGGGACAUUCGCAUUAACCAAGGGAAAGUGGACUACAAAAAUCGCCCCUAUCCAAGCAGUUUCAUUCAACGCAACACCCCGAAGGAUAAGGCGGCCCGUGGUUCCAGGGCGGGUGGAGGCCCUGGCGGCAAAUGGCCGGAUCCACCACCACGGCGCCGUUCGCGGUCGCGAUCCCGCGAUCGGCGCACGCGGCGCUCCCGCAGUCGUUCACGCUCGCCACACGGACGCAGAAGCUCCUCGCGUGACCGCAGACCUCGUUCGAGCUCGAGGGACAGAAAUGGCCGCAACCGUCAGCACUCGGAUGGUGGACCCAGUCCAUCGCGCUCUACUCAGCACCGGAGUAUUGCCAGGGCUGCCCAGAAGUCGGAACCAGAGCCAGCACCAAAACCAUCCGCCCAGUGGGAAAAAAACUCGCGAUCUGCUGUCGCGAAGCGCCGCUCGCACAGCACCGACUCUUCGUCCUCGACCUCGUCGUCCUCCUCGGGCAGUUCGUCCGCGUCGUCGGACCAGUCGGACGAGCGGACGGCCAAGCGGAAGAAAAAGGGCUCCAAAAAGAAGUCGAAAAGCAAGUCCCGCAAGCGCAAGGGUUCGGUUUCGUCCGACGACGGAAAAGCACGUAAAAAGAAGUCCAAGAGUAAGAAGAAGAAAAAGAAACAUUAAACCGCCUCUCGCGAGGGUGGUCACCUUUUAAACGAAUGCUGGAUUA
Anopheles bellator is the source of this 2300-nucleotide messenger RNA. RefSeq names its product peptidyl-prolyl cis-trans isomerase sig-7. The record is from RefSeq and is a predicted model, not a curated record. Bases 182 to 2254 code for a protein of 690 amino acids. Lineage: Eukaryota; Metazoa; Arthropoda; Insecta; Diptera; Culicidae. Gene Ontology annotation, molecular function: RNA binding; peptidyl-prolyl cis-trans isomerase activity. The transcript has a single exon. Gene Ontology annotation, biological process: protein peptidyl-prolyl isomerization. Gene Ontology annotation, cellular component: nucleus.